AUGACAGGUUCUCCUGACACGAUGUCUUCUAUUCCCAACCAGCCCAAGAUUGACGUUUCUGUCGAUGAAGAUUUUGGGGCGCAUAGCGUCUCUCAGAUCAUUGGGCGUCGCCGAAACAAGGCCUCGGCCAAGAAACAACAGCCGUGGGAGCACAGCUACGUUGUGAACCCUGCUGACCCUACGACGACCACUCGGGGUCUUGAUCAGCUCCAUCAGAUUUUCGGCAGAGACAUUGAAUCAAACUGUUCUCAUAUGUAA
Messenger RNA from Fusarium keratoplasticum, 258 nucleotides. RefSeq lists its product as uncharacterized. The coding region runs from base 1 to 258 and encodes 85 amino acids. The record is from RefSeq and is a predicted model, not a curated record. NCBI's taxonomy places the organism in Eukaryota, Fungi, Ascomycota, Sordariomycetes, Hypocreales, Nectriaceae. The transcript has 5 exons.